This is a messenger RNA of Lactuca virosa, 3327 nucleotides long. NCBI's taxonomy places the organism in Eukaryota, Viridiplantae, Streptophyta, Magnoliopsida, Asterales, Asteraceae. The record is from the annotation of a GenBank genome assembly.
AUGGCUGAACUCGUUCUUUCUGCCUUCUUCACGGUGUUCUUUGAAAAGCUGGCUUCAGAAACCCUGCAGAAGCUUGCUCACACCAAGGGAAUCGAUUCCCAGCUCAAGAAAUUGAAGAGGUCACUAAUCCAGAUCAAAGCUCUUCUUAAUGAUGCUUCUGAGAAGGAAGUUACCGAUGAAGCUGUUAAAGAUUGGCUGAAUGGUCUCCAACAUUUGGCUUACGACAUAGACGAUCUACUCGACGAUUUGGAAACAAAAGCUAUGCAUCGUGAGUUCAACACCAGCAAGGUACGAAAGCUAAUCCCAACAAGUUGUACAAAUUUCUUACUAUGUACUAGGAUGCAUGGGAAGUUAGAUAAUAUUACAACCAAGUUACGGGAAAUUGUAGAGGAGAAAAAUAAUCUUGGUUUACGUGUGAAAGGCGAGAGCCCAAGACAUAAAAAUAGAAAAUUACAGACAUCUUUGGUAGAUGCAUCUAGAAUUGUUGGACGUGAAGGUGAUAAGGAUGCAUUGCUUCACAAGCUAUUGGGGGACGAUUACGAACCAUCCGGUAAAAGUUAUAGCAUCGUGCCCAUAGUUGGUAUGGGUGGGUUAGGUAAGACCACUCUAGCUAGACUUUUAUACGAUGAAAUGCAAAGGAAGGAUCACUUUGAACUCAUGGCGUGGGUGUGUGUUUCUGAUGAGUUUGAUAUCUUCAAUAUAAGCAAAACUAUCUUCCAAUCGGUAGGUGGGGGGAACCAAGAAUUUAGUGAUUUAAAUCUGCUUCAAGUAGCUUUAAAAAAUAAGAUCUCACAAAAACGAUUUCUGAUCGUUCUUGAUGAUGUGUGGAGUGAAAGUUAUACCGAUUGGGAAAUUCUAGAACACCCAUUUCUUGCUGGGGCACCUCGAAGUAAAAUUAUUAUGACGACUAGGAAGUUGUCGUUGCUAACCCAACUAGGUUACAAUCAACCUUACCGCCUGUCGGUUUUGUCACAUGAAAAUGCUUUAUCUUUAUUCUGUGAACAUGUAUUGGGUGAAACUAACUUUGAUUCACAUCCAACACUUAAACCACAUGGUGAAGGUAUCGUUGAAAAAUGUGAUGGCUUGCCGUUGGCAUUGGUAGCACUUGGGAGGUUAUUGAGGACAAAAUCAGACGAGGAAGAAUGGGAGGAAGUGUUAAAUAGUGACAUAUGGAGGUUAGGAAAGAGAGAUGAGAUUGUUCCGGCUCUUAGACUAAGCUACCAUGAACUUUCCGCACCUUUGAAGCUAUUGUUUGCAUAUUGCUCCUUGUUCCCCAAAGACUAUUUGUUUGACAAGGAGGAGUUGAUUUUGCUCUGGACCGCAGAAGGGUUUUUGCACCAAUCAACUACAAGAAAGUCAAUGGAACGCUUGGGUCUUGAAUAUUUUGAAGAGUUGUCAUCAAGGUCAUUUUUUCAACAAUCCCCUAAUAACAAAUUGUUGUUUGUGAUGCAUGAUCUCAUGCAUGACUUGGCAACAUUUGUUGCUGGAGAGUUUUUUUCAAUGUUAGACAUCGAGAUGAAAAAGGAUCAUAAAAAGGACGAAGCUUUGGAAAAGUACCCCCAUAUGUCAUUUGUUUGUGAACCUUCUAUGGAUGACAAAGCGUUUAAGGCAUUCGAAGGAGCUAAAAGUCUGAGAACAUUCUUAGCAUUCCCUAUCAAGGACGUCAAAAGUUGGCCAAUAUUCUACAUAUCAAAUAAGGUGCUGGUUGACUUACUUCAUGAGUUACCAUUAUUAAGGGUCCUAAGUUUGAGUCAGCUUUGGAUAAUCAAGGUACCUGAAUCCAUUGGUACUUUGAAGCAUUUGCGGUAUCUUAAUUUAUCUCGAACUGAUAUCACAUAUUUACCGGAUAAUGUUGGCAACCUCUCAAAUUUACAGACUUUACUUGUUUUUGGUUGUCGUUAUUUAAACAAGUUGCCUAACAAUUUCUCAAAGCUUAAAAAAUUACGACAUUUUGGCAAUAGUGAUACUCCGCUUCUGAAGAAGAUGCCCUUGGGUAUUCGAGAGUUGAAAAGCCUACGAACUCUCUCUAAAAUCAUUAUUGAAGGAGAAAAUGCCUUUUCAAUAGCCGAUCUUAAGGAUCUAAAGGAUCUCCAAGGGAAAAUUUCCAUUAAGGGGCUAGAAAAAGUGCAAUGUCGAAUACAAGCAGAAGAAGCUAACAUAUCCCAAAAGAGGCUACAUGAGUUAAAGGUGGAAUGGGGUGAUGUAUUUGAUGGUUCUCGAAAGGAAACAUUUGAGAUAGAGGUCCUCAAUGUGCUGAAGCCUAGUAAUGAUCAUUUGAAAAAGCUUGAAAUUGUAUCAUAUGGGGGUAGAAAGUUUCCAAAUUGGGUUGGGGAUCCCUCCUUUCAUCGUUUGGCUCAUGUGUCGAUACAUGGUUGUAAAAAGUGUGCAUCUCUACCACUACUUGGGGAACUACCAUCAUUGAAGACGUUAUUUAUUAAAGGCAUGGAUGAUGUGAAAGAUGCAGGUUUGGAGUUUCUUGGUACUACUGAUCUUGCAUUCCCAUCACUUGAAACUCUAUGCUUUGAAGAUAUGCGGAGGUGGGAGGUAUGGUCAACUAAUAAUAAUGGGGUUGUCAAUACAACAUUUCCAUGCCUUCAAGAGCUUUCGCUAAAUAAUUGUCCUAAUUUGGUUAAAGUCUUACUUGAGCCACUACCUUCAUUGAGGGUUUUAAAAAUUAAUAGAUGUUAUCAUGGUGUAUUGACAAGUUUAGUUCGUGUAUCUUCAUCGGUCACCAAGGUUGAUAUAGGUUAUAUUUCAGGACUUAAUGAUCAGGUGUGGGGAGGUGUUAUACAGUAUCUUGGGGCAGUUGAAGAAUUACGAAUCAUAUCAUGUGAUGAAAUAAGAUCCUGGUGGGAAUCCAGAUCACCAAGUAAGGUUCUUGUGAAUUUAAGGAAGUUGUAUGAAGAAUACUAUGAUAAAUUGGUGAGUUUAGAAGAGAAAGAGGACGUUACGAGUGGGGAAAGAAUACGUAUUAUGACAACGAGAAGAUGCUUUGCUCCUAUUGGCCUCUCAUCUCGUAUAUCAUGUGCAUUGUCAUAUUCGAGGAGUUUCAAAGUUAAUGUGAAGAUUCAGGGGAUCAAGAUAGGGUUAAAAAAAGAUUUGCAAAUUUCAGAGACAUCAGAGUCAGAGACAUCCACAACAGAGAGUGAUGAAUCUGAUAAAGUAAAGAAGAAGAAAAAAAGAAAAGUCAAAAAACAUUUCAAGCGUCACAGCAAAUUAAUCCAUAAUGAUGUGAAGCACAAAAAGAAAAAUCAUGUUUCUGAUUCUUCAACAGAAUCAGAGACAGAAUUAGAUACAGAAAAAGAGUCAACGGGUAAAAUAAUCUAA